Messenger RNA from Heteronotia binoei (common prickly gecko), 2342 nucleotides. It is a transcript of the gene RPH3AL, whose product is annotated as rabphilin 3A like (without C2 domains). Gene Ontology annotation, biological process: intracellular protein transport. NCBI's taxonomy places the organism in Eukaryota, Metazoa, Chordata, Lepidosauria, Squamata, Gekkonidae. The record is from RefSeq and is a predicted model, not a curated record. The transcript is spliced from 11 exons. Bases 433 to 1377 code for a protein of 314 amino acids. Gene Ontology annotation, molecular function: small GTPase binding.
GCCAGUUGUGUGGAGCAGCCCUGGGGGCGGCAGCUGCGGCGGGCCGGGCGGGCUGUGUAGCGGGGGGGGGGGGGUCUCGCUCCGCGGCGCCUGGAGGUCCCUGCCGCAGCUCGCCCUCGCUGGAGAGAGGCUGAGAUUUCACCGUCCCAUUUGUGUUAUUUUCUUCAGCAUGCGAGUGGUGUAGAAUUCCACGUCUUUGAUUCCCUGCUUGUUCCUUGGGGGAAAGUAAACCUACACCUUGUGAGGUGGGUGGGGCUGAGAGGGCUCUCCCAGCAGCUGCAAGAGACGCACAGCAUGUGUGAAAGAACCACAUGUGGCUCCUGAGCCCUAGCUUGGCCACCCCUGGUCUAGAGCAAUCCAUCCCUCGUUUCUCAUUCCACAUUGCUGAAGUAUAUGGCUUGAUGCGACCUGCCACCUCCAAAGCCCCUUGCCAUGGCUGACACGAUUUUUGGCAACGGAAACGACCAGUGGGUUUGUCCGAACGACAGGCAGCUGGCGCUGAGGGCCAAGCUUCAGACCGGCUGGUCCGUGCACACUUUCCAGACCGACCGGCAGCGCAAGACCCAAGCUCUCAACGCCCAGGAGAUGGAGGUCAUCCUGGAGGUCAUCCAGCGGGCGGAAAGACUCGACCUUAUUGAGCAGCAAAGAAUUGGGCGUUUGGUGGAGCGACUGGAGAACAUGCGGAAGAGCAUGAUGGGCGACGGGCUUUCUCACUGCCUGCUCUGCGGAGAGACACUCGGCUUGCUGGGGAGCACGGCCGUCUUUUGCCAGGACUGCAAAAAGAAAGUCUGCACCAAGUGCGGCAUUGAGACUGUGGGCACUUCGAAACGGCCCCUCUGGUUGUGCAAGAUCUGCAGCGAGCAGCGAGAGGUCUGGAAGCGAUCCGGCGCCUGGUUCUACAAAGGCCUCCCCAAGUACAUCUUGCCCUUGAAAGGCGUCGGCCGAGCCAAAGAGCUGCCCCUGAGGCCUCACCGUGUGGAAUCGCCAACCCUGGAGGUCAAAGGCGUCGCCACGACUCGCUCCUACACCUGGGCCAGGGGAAGAGUGGUCUCCAGUGACAGCGAGAGCGACUCAGAGUUCAGCUCCUCAAGCCUGGAUGAUCGCCGGUCCUUGCCUGCCAGAUUGAAUGCUGUCAGAAUUAAAAAACGAGAAGACGCAGCCAGCAGAGGCGAAGCUGCCCGGACCCUGCCCAGAAACACCGGCCGGCCUCUGGGGAGCACCUUGUCGGAAAGCCAGAGCAGCUUGAGCAGUGACCGCGGUGGGGUUCUGAGCGCCACCGAAAGCUGCCCGAGUGACCUGCUGAUUGAGGACGAGGAUAGCGACGCCAGCCGCAGCACCGCCGGGAAAAGGCGUCUCCCGACCAUCCCCUGGCGCUGAGGGCAACCAAAGACGCUGAGAUCCGAGACGCUUUCUUUUCAACUCACCUCACGGAACUUUGGGGGGGACGGCAACCGCAGGCCAUGGCUCCGUCCCAGCCUCAAUGACGCAGCUUUGGCAAGUGUGGAGAUGAGGCCAUCGCCAUGGUUGUCCAUCUCUUUUGUGUCGUUCCUCCUUUCUGUUCUUCUGAUCGCCGAAGAAGAAGCCGGAACAGUGGGGGACCCUGAGGAAGCCGUAGAAUUGGCCCCGCCCACCUUCAUCAAGUUUUGGGUCAUGAGGCUCUUCUGCUUUCCACUGUUCAGUGCGUAGGUUCUGAUGAAUCUAGAGACUUCUAAAGACACGGUGCUGAGGAGCCAUCAGAGGACAGAGGCGGGCCGGCUCCUAGGAGAGGCCCUGCAGACCGCAACAGUUCUUUGCAUGCGCCUCAAAACGUUUCUUGUGAAUUGGCUUCUGUUUUGUCGCUCGCUUGGCCUCGCAGGGAAGGUGUGCAGAAACAAAGAAUUAUCCGUUCCCUGCAAGCGGAAAGCAUUCCGCGGAGGUCUUGUUUCAAGGAAGGAGGGAACUUUAAGAUGGCAGCAACCAGAAUUGGUGCGGAGGGGAUAGAGAUGCUGGGUCUCUGUGCUACAGUUUCAUUACAGAAAAUGGUUGGAAGGGGAGAGAAGCAAGAGACCUUCCUCUCCUCACAGUUGUCUUUUGAGCCCAGUCUUGGGUUUGUGUCUUUCUGCCAUGCUUGCUUAUCCAUAGACAGAUGCCCCUCUGUUUGUCAGGGUAGUUUGGAGGGUUGUGGCACUGGGGGAAGAGCUGUCCCCCCCUUGCCACACCCUCCGUUUUAAAGUCUGUGUGUGUGUGUCAUACAGUGUGUUGUGUGAUGUUUUGUGGUUUGUUUUAUUUUUAGUGGAAAUGUCUGUCUCACUGUAUCCUCUUGGUUUUCUUGAUGGAUUAAACUCGUUGCUUAACCCUUGAAA